Molecule: messenger RNA, 437 nt
Organism: Myotis lucifugus (little brown bat)
Lineage: Eukaryota; Metazoa; Chordata; Mammalia; Chiroptera; Vespertilionidae
Gene: HPCAL1
Product: hippocalcin like 1
Exons: 2
Coding region: 16-261 (81 amino acids)
Molecular function (GO): calcium ion binding
Source: RefSeq, a predicted model, not a curated record
GCCCCAGCGCCAGGAAUGUUCCGGAAUCUGAGCUCACGCCCCCAUGUGCCCUUGCAGGCUAUUUACAAGAUGGUGUCCUCGGUGAUGAAGAUGCCGGAGGACGAGUCCACUCCGGAGAAACGGACGGACAAGAUCUUCAGGCAGAUGGACACCAACAACGACGGCAAGCUGUCCCUGGAGGAGUUCAUCAAAGGUGCCAAGAGCGACCCGUCCAUCGUGCGGCUGCUGCAGUGCGACCCCAGCAGCGCCAGCCAGUUCUGAGCCCGGCGCCUGCCCGACGGCAAGAGCGCAGGCCUCUCACCGGUUAAGCUUUGCUCGCAACAGCGGAUGCCUCCUCCAUCAUCCCUGCUACCCCGGCCGGCCAGGUGGCCCCGCACUCACCUGGCCGCCUGGAGCCGCGCCCCCUCCGCCUGGGCUCCCCCCACCCUCCCGCCCGC